UGCGCCCUGAGCGCGCCGGCGUGUCUAAACUCGGCCAGGCCCCGUCCUGUACCGGGCUGUGUGAGGUUUCCCCUGCGACCAAGGAAUCUUUCGCCCACGAAGAGGACCCAAAGCACCCAUGGGGCUGGGUCCGCGCUCCCCCCACCAGGCAGGGCGCCGGUUCCCAGCUGGAGGCAAACGAGGGCGCGGGGCCAAGGGGUCGGGGCGUCCCCCAGCAGGCCGCCAGCGACCACCCUGCCCGCCUCCGGACGGGCGCUCGGAGCCGGCUCCAGAUGCAUACCCUCACCUGAGCCCGGAAGCUCUGGGGUAUUUCCGCCGGGCACUAUCGGCGCUGAAAGAGGCCCCCGAGACGGGAGAAGAACGAGAGCUGAUGGUGCACAACAUUUUGAAAGAAGUGGAGGCUCAGGCCCUAGCCUUGGCCACAAACAGGACCGGUAGUGAGAUGCUGCAGGAACUGUUGGGGUUCAGUCCCCUGAAAUCGUUGUGUCGAGUAUGGGCUGCUCUGCGCUCCGACUUGCGUUUUGUGGCCUGUCAUCGAUGCGGGGUCCAUGUAUUGCAAAGUGCUUUGCUGCAGCUGCCUCGAUUGCUAGGGAGCCCUGCAGAGGAAGAAGAGGAGGAGGAGGAGGAAGGGAAGGAUGGUCCUUUGGAGACCCUAGAGGAGCUGGUCCUGGGACUAGCAGCAGAGGUGUGUGGUGAUUUUCUUUUCUACUGUGGAGACACCCAUGGCAGCUUCGUGGUCAGAACUUUGCUGCAGGUAUUGGGCGGGACUCUUCUGGAGUCUGAGAGAGCCAGGCACCGUGGCUCCCAGUCACCUGAAGCACAAAGGGCUCCAACUCGGGAAUGUAAGCCAACUGAUUUCGAGGUUCCUGAAACCUUCUUGAAUUGCCUUCAGGACGUGAGCUCCUGCUUUCUGAAGGACAUUGCUGUGUUUAUCACUGACAAGAUCUCCAGCUUCUGCCUUCAAGUGGCCUUACAGAUCUUACACCGCAAACGGCCCCAGUGUUGUGCCCACCUCUGCAAUGCUGUGAUUGGCUACCUGAGUAGCCGCAAUUCCUCAGCAGAUGGCAGCCCCCUACUGUUAUUUCUGCGUGAUCAGACGAGCUCCAGACUCCUGGAGCAGGUGCUGCUGGUGUCAGAGCCCCCAAGGCUCCAGAGCCUCUUUGAGGAUCACUUCCGAGGACAGCUGCAGACGCUGGCUGCACAUCCUAUUGCCAACUUCCCUUUGCAGCGUUUACUGGAUGCUAUCACCACCCCUGAGCUGCUGUCCCCCGUGUUUGAGGAGCUAAGCCCUGCCCUGGAAGCUGUGCUGGCCCAGGGUCACUCAGGGGUGGUCAUUGCCCUAGUGGGGGCCUGCCGUAGAGUUGGGACCCACCAAUCCCAGGUCCUGCAGCUGUUGUUGGAGGCAUUCCACUGUGCAGAGCCCUCUUCCCGGCAAGUGGCCUGUGUGCCUCUCUUUGCUGCUUUGAUGGCGUAUGAGGUGUACUAUGGCCUGGCGGAGGAGGAGGGGGCGGUGCCUGCAGAGCACCAGGUGGAAAUGGCCACAGCCAGGGACCUGGGGGAAGUGACAGUCCUUGGGUCUCUACUGCUCCAGCAUUUGCUGCAUUUCUCCAGUCCUGGUCUUAUACUUCGAAGUCUGGGUGCCUUGACAGGACCACAGCUUCUGGCUCUGGCGCAGAGCCCUGCUGGUUCCCAUGUGGUUGAUGCUGUCCUGACCAGCCCCUCCGUGACGCGCAAGCAGCGCCGCCAUGCGCUCAAGACCCUAAAGGGACAGUAUGUGGCUCUGGCGUGUAGUCGCCAUGGCAGCCGUGUGCUAGAUGCCAUCUGGAGUGGAGCAGCCUUGGGGGCCCGGAAGGAAAUUGCUGCUGAGCUGGGGGAGCGGAACCAGGAGCUGAUAAGAGAUACUUUUGGCCACCAUGUGGCUCGAAAUGUGGCCCUGACUACCUUCCUGAAGCGGCGAGAGGCUUGGGAACAGCAGCAGGGUGCGGUGGCCAAGCGGAGACGGGCCUUGAACUCAGUACUUGAAGACUGAGACCCUGGAUCAGACUGGGUGUUGAGGGAGGGGGAAAGGAAGUAUCUAUAUCAUGACCUAUUACUAGUUUAAAUUGGAGUCAAAAGUCUUACUGAUAAAACAUUUUUGUAUUUUUAUUGGAAA
This is a messenger RNA of Camelus dromedarius (Arabian camel), 2152 nucleotides long. It is a transcript of the gene NOP9, whose product is annotated as NOP9 nucleolar protein. The transcript has 10 exons. Gene Ontology annotation, biological process: endonucleolytic cleavage in ITS1 to separate SSU-rRNA from 5.8S rRNA and LSU-rRNA from tricistronic rRNA transcript (SSU-rRNA, 5.8S rRNA, LSU-rRNA); endonucleolytic cleavage in 5'-ETS of tricistronic rRNA transcript (SSU-rRNA, 5.8S rRNA, LSU-rRNA); ribosomal small subunit export from nucleus. Bases 119 to 2029 code for a protein of 636 amino acids. The record is from RefSeq and is a predicted model, not a curated record. NCBI's taxonomy places the organism in Eukaryota, Metazoa, Chordata, Mammalia, Artiodactyla, Camelidae. Gene Ontology annotation, cellular component: 90S preribosome; preribosome, small subunit precursor; nucleolus. Gene Ontology annotation, molecular function: RNA binding.